This is a messenger RNA of Anopheles funestus (African malaria mosquito), 6934 nucleotides long. It is a transcript of the gene Reps, whose product is annotated as ralBP1-associated Eps domain-containing protein 1. The transcript has 6 exons. Gene Ontology annotation, cellular component: plasma membrane; cytoplasm. The record is from RefSeq and is a predicted model, not a curated record. Bases 985 to 4305 code for a protein of 1106 amino acids. Gene Ontology annotation, molecular function: protein binding; calcium ion binding. Gene Ontology annotation, biological process: endocytosis; endosomal transport. Lineage: Eukaryota; Metazoa; Arthropoda; Insecta; Diptera; Culicidae.
GCUUGCCGUCAUAUGUGCGAGCAGCUGAAAAGAAAAAAGAAAAUAAGGAAAACAGCAAAACAGCGCAGCACGUACUAUAUACGAAUAUAUACUUUCGGCACGGGAGCACCAAAUCAUCAGCAGUAGUAGUGAACAUACCCGGAUCGUGAAGGCAGAGGAAAUUACCCUUCAAAACUGACCACUUCCCGAUGGCACUAGCAGGAGUCGGUCAUACCGCAAAUAUUCUCGACACCAGCUAAGCAAAACCGCGCUGCGUGUGGUAUCAUCGAAAAUUUCUGUGCGGAGAAAAGAGUGGCUGCCUGCUUGGUACCAGGUGUAUCGUCAACGGAAGCGUAUCUUCUCUUCCGUGGAGGCCCCGGAAUCGGACUACCUUGCAGCAAAUCGAACAGGCCAUAAAAAAGAGGUGCAUAUAGGGGAGGAACUACGAACACAUUCCAGCUAGCGCCGUUCAUAAACGGCGGAACGGAAACGGAAGUGCAAGCGGGGAAGUGGUAGCGAGUGACAAAGCAAGUGCACCAAAACGCGUACCCAGCAGCAAUACUUAUCCUCCCCCUGCUCGCCCGUUUCCCCUUUCAGGCGGAAGUAACUGUGCCAAUGUAUGUGUGCGUUUGAAUCGGGGUGGUUGGUUGAUUGUUUGCUAAAUUGUUGCGCCUCAUCCCAUCCCAUGUCCAACCGUGUUUAGGUCACUGCUGGGUUGGGAGAAGUGGGAAGGGUAAAAAGAAAACAUCGACAUCCUCUCUUGCGUGCCAUCAGUGCAUUAUUGUGCGUGUAAAAUUAGUGCGCGAGUGUGUGCGUGGGCUGCAUGCCAAAGGUCAGACUGGGUGAUAUACAACAUCCCAAUCACCCCAACCUUCCCGAACCAAAUUGGAUGUAAAAGGGACUACAUACAGUGUGUAGCACAGCAAUUCAACAUCAGCAAACACAUCAAAUCCAUCUGGGACAUCCUUUUUGGCAUAGCACUUCCAGUGGCUCGGUCGCAACACGAUGGAUGAAUUGAGCGAAGCGGAACUCCGGUACUACAAUGAUCUGUUCAAAAUCUGCAGCGAAACGGAUGGAGCGGGCAAAAUUCCGGCCCUUAAAGCCACUUCACUAUUCCGCUCGGCCAACCUGUCCAAUGAGACCAUAAACAAGAUUACGGCACUGGCCGGAAUCCCUCAAACGGCGCUGCACCUUUCGAGGCAACAGUUCUACGGCUGUCUCAAACUAAUCGCCGCCUUCCAGGCUGCGGUGCCUCUGCGGGAAGAAAUUCUUACCACCUCGGUCAAUUUGCCACUGCCCCAGUUCAGCUGGAUCGAUCCAGUGACAGGACCAUCCGGUGCUUCAGAUGCUUCUACCAUCAUUUCUAGUGUUUCGACUGCUGCUGCGGCUAGCGGUGGUAGCGGUAAUCAAACUGGAAGUUUGGAGCGAAAUGGCUACAGCGAAGUAAAUAAUCGCUCCACGAUAAAGGUGACCGGAGGUGCAGGAGGAGGAGGGAGUAGUGGUGGUGGUGCAGGAGGUAGCACAACACAGGACAGCAGUGCAUCGACCGGCGGGGAAAUGACCAAUUCCGAUCAACCCAGCACCGAUUCGGAGGUUGAACAUAACGAUGACCCGGUCAAUAUGAUCCGGGGCGAACGUGAGAGGCACACGGUCGGUAUGCUGAAGGGUGGUGGCAUUGUAAUGAUCGGCAACAGCCAUCCACUUGUCGGUGGUGGAGGUGGAGGAGGGGGUGCACAUGGCGGAGGCGGUGGAUCGCCGGAAGCGUGGAGUACGGCAAGCGACAGCCCAACACCGACCAACAGUGUGGCGGAACGCCCGUGGGCCAACCAGAACCUCUGGCAGGGUCUGGUGUGUGAGGAGCAGCGGCAACUGUUGGGCACGGAAGAGGAAUCGUCCGAUCGGCAUAGUAGCGAUGAAGAUGAACAGGAGAUUGAUCUCGAGUAUUUCUAUCAGAUUUCGCAAACGCAAAAAGAGUACUAUUUAAAACAGUUCCGCACUAUCCAGCCAGAUGUUCACGGACUGCUGACUGGACCGGUGGCAAGGGUAUUUUUCGAGAAAUCACGUAUCCCGAUCGACGAACUGCGCCACAUCUGGCAGAUGUGCGACGUAACACGGGAUGGGGCACUAAAUUUGGCCGAGUUUACCGCCGCCAUGCAUCUGGUGGUGCUGCGUCGCAAUAACAUACCCGUACCGGCCACAUUACCCCCCUGCUUAUUGCCAUCCCUGCUGCAACAUUCGCUGCUUCAACCGAGCGGUGGGUCGGGUGGAACGUCCAAUACCGCCGGAGUUACGGUUUCGGGUGCUUCGGGAGAACUAUCAGCUGGGACAGGCGGUGGUAGCGGUUCAUCCGUGAAUGUGUCAGCAUCGAACGAACGAACUGAACCGGCGGAAGCCGAUCUACUGCAUCUCGAAAGUGAUGAUAACGUAGAAAGUAGCGCCCGAAAGCGGUUCGAUGCACACAAAGACUAUCAGCGUAUGGUACCGGUACCGGAUACGUUGGCUUUCGCGAAGGUAGCAUCGACGGGGAGCAAUGUUAAUGCAAGCGCACCGCACGACACCAGUCCCCCAUCGGUGUCAUCUGUGACCGGUGUUGGAAGUAGUAGCGGUACGACCGGCUCCGCAUCCGUAGCAAACGCGACGAAGGGCAGUAGCAGCGGUAGCAACAGCAGCAGUACGGCUAUCUCGACGACUGGCGGUCGAAAAACGCCACCAAAUGUUUCACCGCCGGUUUUAACGCAACACCAGCAGCACGUGACAGCAUCGGCCCAGAAGGGGAAACAAUCGUCCGACCAUCCGGUAACGCCGCCGAAUUCUAAAACAAUCAAUAAGGAGUGGAACUCAACCACGAAAGAAUGGACCAAAUUCAUGGAAUCUCCCACAUCCAACGUCUCUAGUCCGGGUCCAAAGCCGGUAAACUUUGAUCUGCAGCGAACGACACAGGCAAUCGUAUCCAAUCCACACAUUGUUCAUCCAGUUCCGUUGCGUGUAACACCCGUUGGUGCUGAGGCUGUCGAUAAUGGAAGUCUAGUCUACGGUAGUGACCUCCCCGUCGGUACCGGCGGGCUAAUAGUUGUUCAGUCGAGGGAUGAUUCUAGCCCAAAGCAGCAAACUUCCCAACAGCAACAGCAAGCGCAGUCCCAUCAUCAUAGCACGCCCCGGGAUUCGCUUACGAAUAGCGGCGACUUACGUGCCAUCCAAAGACCGCAACCGAAGAAACCACCUUCCAAGGGUGUCGGUGCGAUACCGCCACCACCGCAGCGUGAUUCCGGUGCCCAUCCUAGCAGCGCGCAUACCGGUAACAAUGAUUCGAUGACAAUAUCGUUGGAUGCGUCGGGUUUCGUGGCAACCAGUACGGGGACGGUCACCAGUACCACAACCACCACCGAACGUUUACCCUCGCUGGCGAAGAAACAGUCGGUCGAUCAGCAGCAGCCCCCACCACCUCCAUUGCCCCCGCCACGACCGUCCGCACAUCGGCACACGCGCAGCAGUAGUUUGGAUCUGAACAAGCUAAAGCUUACGACGAACAAUGCCGCAACCGUCGCACCGAUUGGCGAUCCGCUCAAGAUGCCGCCACCACCGGAAGUACCACCACGGGUAACACCGACGGGUGAGGCACCCGGUAGCCAACAGAAUCAGCGUCAGGCACAUGGAUUUGCGGAUUUCACCCAUUUUCCAAGCGGUGCCAGUGGUGCAACGGCUGGUCAUCGUAUCGGGUCUAUGGGUGAUACGGGUAACAUCACAACGAUUCAUCUGGAUGCGGCCGGCAACAUGACACAUCAUUCCACACCGCGGGGAUCGGGCACGCUGCCGAAAUCGCUCGUCAUGCAUCAGCCGCGCAAUAGCGCCUUCGAGGUGUACCGGAAACCACACACCGAGGGACGGCUGGUGGCGCGUGGCUCACAGUCGCCUCCGCAACAACAUCAGCAGCCACAGCCACCGCUCGUUACGUCACGCAGCGUAGAAUCGUCCGGCAUUGUGUCCGGUGAUUAUGACAAGCGCAUAUCCGCACUGAGCGACAGUUUGCGACAGGUUCGCUUUAAAGCGAACGAUCCUCCCCCGGUCAUGCCGGACGUGUUGAAGCAGCUGAAGGAACAGAACCUGUUGCUGCUCCGAAUAUGUAACGAUCUGAGCGAGGAACUGUUGCACAUUCAGCAAAAGCGGGAAGACAUCCGCAUCAAGAUCGAGCUGCAGGAACAAAUUCUGGGUGGUGGAAGUUCCGGUUCGGGCAUGGUGUCCACCGGUCCUUCCUCGCUGCCAGCCGUUUCGUCGUCAACGUCCGCUGGCCACAACCAUCACCAUUCGCACCACCACGCGAACCUAUGAACGGUGGGUCGGUGUUCCUAAUGAUCGAUUUUCAUUUUAGACUCUUGUUCCCAGCGGUGCUGUUAGAUAGUGUUUUGCUCCGAUCCGUACGAAAGCCAUAUAGCGUGUGGAUGGUAGCUAGCAGAUAGGUCAUCAAAGUCUUAAAUCUCAGUGCAGUGAAAUCAAAUUACACACACCACACCACCUUAGUCUCGAAGCCAAUGGCCAAUAAUGUCCCAUGGAAGGUGUUGGUAGUGGAUAUACUUUUAUUUUGUUAGUUACUCUUGCGAAUUUAUACUAGCUCGUGUUGUAGAAUUGAUACUCAUCCUUGUGCGUCCACCAAUAGGACAGCUGUUGUGGUUGUGUUAAUUGCUUCCUUCUAUGUGCUUCAAUGUACAAACCCAUCCUUCUACUUCCUUAGCUAAAUUGUUGCUCAAAGCCGGAACAACAUCGCUGUACAUUGUAUACGCUGGACUGUCGAUUGUACAGUCCGCCCGUACGGAAAUUGUGUAUAAAUGUGGUGUACAUGUGACACGUAUCGAUCCGAAGUAUGUAUAUGUGUGUGUGUGUGCGCGCGCUGUCCCAUUUGAUUGUGAAUUAUGGUCCAAACUUUAAGCUAAGCUAAACUCGUUUUAAGUCCUAAUAACUUAUACUUUCUUUCUCCAACGAAACUUCUCACUUGCUUGGUUCUAAAUUCGUAGUAUAUACACAUUCGCACCAGCUCCUCGAAUCGCAAACAUACUGAAGCGAAAGCCAGUAAAACGCUCUUAAUAAUAAAUUCGGUAACGCAUAAAAUAGUCAACUUUUCACGGUAUUGAUCCAGGUGCAUGUGUUGCGCAAACCGUUUGCUCCUUUCUAUCUAAGGAUAAGCCGAUGAUGAAUCCUUGCACAAACCGAACUGUUUCUUUUUUAAAUUCCAUCACCACCCAUUCGCAAACAUAUAUCAUCGCCGUUGGUAAAAAUUCGUCGAUUUAAUCUGCUUUAAAUCGUUAAAAUUGCAUGCUGCAAAGGGAUCACUGUUAAUCAUUAAGCAAAAGAAAACUAUACGGCAGAUGCAUGUGUGUUACGCGCGUACGUUGACUGGUGUACGGCCACGGUGUCGAUGGUUUAAAUGCGAUUGUUUUAAAUCUUACAUAUUUUAAAGAGUAUUGUAGUGUAGCUGCUAUCAUCGUAGCGCAAUGAAACGCAACAAAAAAAAACAGAUAAUAUGAUAAUAAUGUCUUUUAUCCCUGCACACUUUGCCGCGUGAAGGCGAAAAGUGUGUAACAAGCAUUCGCAUCGGGUGCACGAUAUGUUUUUGCGGUGUGACCGAACCGGGCAGAUCAUUAUCACGCUCGGUAGCAUUGAUCGUGGAUCUUUGAAUGAAUUGUGCAAGAUAAAAGUUGAAGCCUAACACGAGAAUAUCAACAUGUUUUCAUGCUUGCACGUGACAAAAGAACUGUAAACAAGAGCAGUGUAGGGAAUUUGUUUAAAGAGAAGAAAAUGAGCAAAGAUAAGUAUCUAUUACAUAUACACAUAUACAUAUAUAUAUAUAUAUCUACCAAACAAACUACAAAGCGCCAAUAUCGACUAUCGACAAAUGGAUCGUGCAAAGAACAGAGAGAGGAUUAUAAAAAUUAAACGUGACUCUACUGUCUAUCAUAAACACUAGACGCGUGUGAUGAGGUGAAAACAAUGUGCAUGUUUGUUACAUUAAGUUAUUCAAACUACGAUGAACGUAAGGCAAACCCGCAAACAGUGUGUGAAAAAUGCACUGUUUUGGAGGCGCAUGUCGCGUGAAGUAUCGUGUUCGUAUAUAGCGAAACAGAACCUGAUAAGAACAAAUGCUGUCAAAGCUACGUUUCAACCGCUCGGCCUGUGUUGUUGGUUGCAUUUUACGGAUGGCUUGUGAAACGGGCGGCAACGGGGAAAAACAUAAUCUUUGAACGGAACUCUAUUUUAUACGAUCUAAUGAUGCGUUAGGAAAAAAAAAAUCAAUACAUAAAUACUAAACGAAUCCAAAUCCUAAUCACAAACGAAACAGAGAGAUUAUUUAUAGACGGUUAGAGAAAAGGAUCUGCGAAACGAAGCUCUAUAUUUUUGUUUCCUAUUGUGAAGUAAUAGUUGUAACAUUUGAUGAUGCCACUGCGUAAGUUCCAUCUUCAAUUGUGCGCGGCUAGAGUUGACCAGCUAUUUACGACUGAAGCAUUACGGCGAAUGAAGCUUUACGAUUUACGUACAGUGCUUAGAUUUAAUGCAAGGAUCCAACGAAAACAUAAAACUUCUCUCAUAUUAGUUCAGGUAUGUUUUAUUUCCAUAUUACUUUUCCGUGGGAAAAGGGGAAAACUGUAAACCUUUCAAACCCGUUUGUGCACGUUAGAUUUCGUUCGCCCCGAACGAUUCCUCUUACGAACUCAGUAUAUUUUUGUACUUUUCGAAGAUUUUAUGUAGAAAAACCAAAUGUUUGUUCAGCUGCAGUGAAGCGCUUAGAGGGAUAGAGGUGAUGAUCGUAAUUCGUGUGUUUUUUCGUUCCCUCAACAGGGAAUGAACGACAUUUUCAAUGUCAGUGCUGGUGAAAGAAUCUAACUGUGUGAAUCGUUAUGCGCUGAACUGGUAAAAAAAACAGGAGAUCGUUGAAUAAAAUUGAAGCAUGUGUCAUUCUCCAAAAAAA